Messenger RNA from Pichia kudriavzevii, 735 nucleotides. RefSeq lists its product as uncharacterized. Bases 1 to 735 code for a protein of 244 amino acids. Gene Ontology annotation, biological process: translation. Gene Ontology annotation, cellular component: nucleus; cytosolic small ribosomal subunit. The transcript has a single exon. The record is from RefSeq and is a predicted model, not a curated record. Gene Ontology annotation, molecular function: structural constituent of ribosome; RNA binding. Lineage: Eukaryota; Fungi; Ascomycota; Pichiomycetes; Pichiales; Pichiaceae.
AUGGUUAGUGUUAUUUCCAAGAAGAGAAAGCUUGUUGCUGAUGGUGUCUUUUACGCUGAAUUAAAUGAAUUCUUCACCAGAGAAUUACCAGAAGAAGGUUACGCUGGUUGUGAAGUCAAGAUCACCCCAACUAAGACCGAGGUCAUCAUCAAGGCAUCCAGAACUAACGAUGUUUUAGGUGAAAAGGGUAGAAGAAUCAGAGAAUUAACCAUGUUGAUCCAAAAGAGAUUCAAGUUAACCCCAGGUUCCAUUGUCCUUUACGCUGAAAGAGUUCAAAACAGAGGCUUAUCCGCUGCAACCCAAUGUGAAUCCUUAAAGUUCAAGCUAUUAAACGGUUUAGCUGUUAGAAGAGCAGCUUACGGUGUUAUCAGAAACGUUAUGGAAUCCGGUGCAAAGGGUGUUGAAGUUAUCAUUUCUGGUAAGUCCAAGGGUGCUAGAGCAAAGGCUAUGAAGUUUGGUUCCGGUUUCAUGAUUCACUCUGGUCAACCAGUUAACGACUUUAUUGAAGUUGCUACCAGACACGUUCUUUUGAGACAAGGUGUCCUCGGUUUAAAGGUUAAGAUUAUGAAGGAUCCAGCUCAAAACAAGAAGGGCCCAAGAUCCUUACCAGAUUACGUUAAGGUCCUUGAACCAAAGGAAGAUGAAAGAGUUGAAGAACCAUCUGUCAUUGUUCACAAGUCCGCUCAACCUGAGGCAGCUGAAGAAGUUGAACAAGCUGAAGCAGUUGAAGCAUAA